AUGCAGGGACUCUCGAAAGAUUUGCAGCUGUACAUCAGCGGCCAUCGCGGCCGCCCUGCACUCAUCUACGAGCCGAGGGCGAGCCUUGUCUCGCCUUCCCUUCUGCAACUGUUCGAGGCAUGCAACUGCGACGCGGAGACGACAGCCUUUCUUAUCCGCUCCCGAAACAUGAGCGUGUGGAAGCUGAUGUUAGCGGACUUCCUCUCGGUCUUUCUUUCGCGCACCACCGCGCAGGGCAUGGUCGGGCGUGGUAUGAUGUUCGUGUACUCGACGGAGCAGAUCCGGCGCUUGCUGCGACCGCCGCAGGCGCCGCUCACGUCCCCGCUGCCGCCGGACUUCCAAUUUGACAGUCUCCUCGACAUCGGCGCCGGAGAUGGCGGUGUGACGGAAAAGAUCGCUCCUCUAUUCAAGAAGGUGUACGUCACGGAGUUUUCGGCAUCGAUGCGGUGGCGACUGCGUCGCCGCGGCUACGAGGUGCUGCCGCAUGAUGACCCCUUUCACAUGAACACUGCGGAGAAGCUGCUGGACCGCCGCUACUUUGAUGUGAUCGCGUGCAACAAUGUGCUUGACCGCGCUGACAUGCCGGAGACACUGCUGCGGGAGAUGCGGGACUCGCUCAAGCCGAACGGCCUCCUGGUGCUCGCAGUCGUUUUGCCAUGGUGCCCGUUUGUCGAGGAUGGCCCGCGGCAGAAGAGGCCCAGCGAGAUUCUCCCGAUGGAGGGCGGGGAGUGCUGCCGCGGUGCCUCUUUCGAGGAGUCCAUGUCGAAGUUGGUCGAGAACGUGUUGGUGCCAAUGGGCUUCGAGGUGGUUCGCUGGACCAGGCUCCCCUACCUAUGUGAGGGCAACCUCCGCAUCGAGUAUGCGGUGCUAAGCGACGCCGUGCUCAUCCUGCGUAACCGAGGUGAUGUGUAG
Messenger RNA from Leishmania mexicana MHOM/GT/2001/U1103, 912 nucleotides. RefSeq names its product putative DREV methyltransferase. The transcript has a single exon. Gene Ontology annotation, molecular function: protein-L-histidine N-pros-methyltransferase activity. The record is from RefSeq and is a predicted model, not a curated record. The coding region runs from base 1 to 912 and encodes 303 amino acids. Lineage: Eukaryota; Euglenozoa; Kinetoplastea; Trypanosomatida; Trypanosomatidae.